AUUGAUGUAUAUUUGGUUGCAUACAUUAUAUUUUGUUUGGUUAGAAUUUUCCAAGAAUUUUCUAACUAAAUUAGAAAUUAUUUCAAAAUUUUCAAAGCAGAUAAUUUAAAGUGGACGGAUAAGGUAUUUAUAAAAUACAGCCAUGCCAGAGAAAAACGCUAUCGUGCUAUUGGCAGAAAUACGAGACCUUAAACAACAGCUAAAGGAAAAAGAACAGGAAUUAUCAGCAUUACUAGCAACUCAGAAAGAUUCUGUUUUGGAAAAUAAGUACUGUAACAAUGCUUUGUCCGCUGAAGAAAUUACUCGGUACAGUAGACAGGUACUUGUGCCAGAAAUAGGUAUAGACGGACAAGCUUUACUAAGAAAUGCAAAGGUACUAGUAGUAGGUGCAGGAGGUCUCGGAUGCCCUGCAAGCGUGUAUCUGGCAAGUUCUGGAGUAGGUCAACUAACAAUAGUUGAUUAUGAUGAAGUGGAGCUUUCAAAUUUACACAGACAGAUAUUGCACAGUGAAGAUGAUAUAAAUCGACCGAAAGUUGAGUCUGCUUACGAUAAAUUACACAGUAUAAACAGAUCUAUAAAAGUUAUACCUUUAAAGUUACACGUAGACAGUGAUUCAAUAAAGAAACUACUUGGCAGCAACAAAUAUGAUGUUGUGGUUGAUGGAACUGAUAAUGUAGCCACGAGGUAUCUUCUUAAUGAUGCCUGUGUCUUGAACGGGAUACCUUUGGUAUCGGGAAGUGCAUUGCAACUCGAAGGUCAAUUGACAGUUUACAAUUACAAAGGGGGUCCAUGUUAUAGGUGUCUGUUUCCAGUGCCUCCUCCUCCGGAAACUGUGACGAGUUGUGGAGAUGGUGGAGUGUUAGGCCCUGUCCCCGGUAUAAUAGGGGUGUUACAAGCCUUAGAAACAAUUAAAAUCAUCACAAAUUCGCCCGGAGUACUAUCCGGAAGACUUCUUUUGUUUGACGGUUCCAGGACCAAAUUCCGGGACAUAAAACUAAGACCUAGAAACACGGAAUGUAACAUGUGUGGUGAUGAUCCAGUUAUCAAAGAUUUGGUAGAUUAUGAACAGUUUUGUGGCGCAGCUGCUCACGAUAAAGUUAUUAAUAUAGAUAUUUUGGAAAAUAAAGAGCACGUUAAUGUCGAGGAAUUUUCUAAAAAGUUAGGAAAGCGUUUGGUGCUUGAUGUAAGGCCUGUUAUACAAUUUCAAAUGUGUGGGCUUCCUAAAUCGUAUAAUUUUCCGUAUGACUGCAUAGACAAACAGGAAAAUUUGGAAAAAUUGCGACAUCUAAUAAAAGAGGAAAAUUCUGACUUAAAAGAUGUGUAUGUUAUAUGUCGAAGAGGUAAUGAUUCACAAAGGGCAGUGAGGAAACUCAAAGAAAACUUGAGUGAUUUGCCAGUGAAGUUUUUCAGUGUCAAAGGGGGUUUGCAGGAAUUUUCCAGAAAAAUUGAUCCUGAUUUUCCAGUGUUUUAGACACUUUUAUGGCAUUUUUGUACUUAUUUGUGCACUUGCUUUACGUCGUGUACUUAUUUGUGCUUUCAAAUAUUUUUCUGUAUUUUUUUAAUAAAUUUUUAACGUAAUUUUUCCAAAAAAUUAUUCAUUUAAGUAAAUUCCUUCACCAUUUUGUCAAGAAAUCAUAUAUUAGAAUAAAAUUAUUUUAAAA
Messenger RNA from Sitophilus oryzae (rice weevil), 1661 nucleotides. RefSeq names its product adenylyltransferase and sulfurtransferase MOCS3 (gene Uba4). Gene Ontology annotation, cellular component: cytosol; cytoplasm. Gene Ontology annotation, biological process: tRNA wobble position uridine thiolation; protein urmylation. The record is from RefSeq and is a predicted model, not a curated record. Bases 143 to 1471 code for a protein of 442 amino acids. The transcript is spliced from 5 exons. NCBI's taxonomy places the organism in Eukaryota, Metazoa, Arthropoda, Insecta, Coleoptera, Curculionidae. Gene Ontology annotation, molecular function: URM1 activating enzyme activity; thiosulfate-cyanide sulfurtransferase activity; adenylyltransferase activity.